CAACCACAAACUUGGCUGCUGAUUUUUAUUUUUAGCACACAGUAAUAAGAUACUAUAGAGAUCCUCAAUGUGGGCGGCUUCAUCGAAUCAGAUCCUCCCGUGUUGUCCCGCACUGGCACUUUCCUUGCCUCUAUCCCACCUAUCCCACAUAUCCCACUCCCGAUUCUCCAAUAAAGUGGUUCACACUCCGCCCUUGUCCGGCAUGGAUCUUCGUUCGUGUAAGAGCGUCACCCCGCCAGCCAAGCCCCACCGCCUCAACUGGAACACGAAGAGAGGGAACGGGUGAGGGGGGGCAAGGGGGGCGGUGGACUCAAAUGAAUUGAACAGGAGGCCAUGACGACUCUCUUUCCAAGCUUUAUAAACACCCAUUGACCACCACCAACUUUCUUUAUCCCAUUCAUUCCCUCUCCAUAUCCCAUUGUACACCUCAAGCUUCAAAGCUUCAAAGCUACCAACCAACCUCUCCCACCCUCCCACCUUCCACAACCCCCCCAACAACAAAACCACCACCACCCACCAUGGAAGCCGCCCAAACCCUCCUCCACAAGCUCACCAGCUCCUCCCCCUCCUCCCCCCCCCAACCCACCGCCACCGAGCUCCAGCAGCUCCGCGACACCUACGAGCGCGCCUCGCAAUCCCACGUCUUCGCCUUCUACGACACCCUCACCCCCACCGAGCAAGCGACCCUCUACGCCCAGCUCUCGCAAUUCGACCCCGCGCGCAUCAACGAGAUCACCGACCGCGCCCUCAACCCGCCGAAGGUAGCUGAAGAUGCACCACACGCGGGUCUCGAGCCGCUCCCCGAAAGCGCUACAGCCAGCAUUCUCGACUCCGCACCCGAAGAUCUGCAGUCCUGGAAUGACGCCGGGCUGGACCUGAUCGCUGCCGGGAAAGUGGCUGUGCUCCUCCUCGCUGGGGGGCAGGGGACAAGACUCGGCAGCUCCGCGCCAAAGGGAUGUUACGACAUUGGACUCCCUUCUAAGAAAUCCCUCUUCCAGAUCCAAGGUGAGCGCAUCCGCAAGAUCCAGCGCCUGGCCGAGAAGAAAUCCGGCGCCGCGAUCGGCUCCGUCACCGUGCCCUGGUACGUGAUGACCUCCGGCCCGACGCGGGGGCCAACAGAGGCGUAUUUCCAGGAGCACGAGUACUUUGGGUUGAAGAAGGAGAAUGUGCAUAUCUUCGAGCAGGGCGUGCUGCCGUGCAUCUCUAACGAGGGGAAGAUCCUGUUAGAAUCUAAGGGCCGUGUUGCGGUUGCGCCGAAUGGGAAUGGUGGGAUUUACGAGGCGCUUGUGACGUCUAAUAUCACGGCUGAUAUGAGGGAGAGGGGGAUUGAACAUAUCCACGCGUAUUGUGUUGAUAACUGCCUCGCCAAGGUCGCAGACCCAGUAUUCAUCGGUUUUUCGGCCUCAAAGAACGUUUCCAUCGCCACGAAGGUCGUGCGUAAACGCAACGCCACCGAGUCCGUCGGCCUCAUCCUCCUCAAGAACGGCAAGCCAGACGUAGUCGAGUACUCCGAGAUCGACACCGCGACCGCCGAGGCAAAGGACCCCAAGCAACCCGACGUGCUGAAAUUCCGCGCCGCAAACAUCGUAAACCACUACUACUCCUUCGCCUUCCUCGAAACCAUCCCCGCCUGGUCGGCGCAGCUCCCUCACCACGUCGCGCGCAAGAAGAUCCCCUUCGUCGACCCUACCAGCGGCGAGACCACCAAGCCGGAGAAACCGAAUGGGAUUAAACUCGAGAUGUUCAUCUUUGACGUGUUCCCCCUCCUCGACUUGGAGAAGUUCGCGUGUAUGGAGGUGAGGAGGGAGGAUGAGUUUAGUCCGCUUAAGAAUGCGAGGGGAACGGGGGAGGAUGAUCCGGAUACUAGCAGGAGGGAUGUGAUGGCGCAGGGAGAGAGGUGGGUGAGGGAGGCGGGGGGGGUGGUGGUGUCAGAGGGGGAGAAGAAGGGGGUUGAGAUUUCGCCGUUGGUGAGUUAUGGGGGAGAGGGGCUGGAGAAGUUGAAGGGGACGGAGAUUGUGGCGCCGGCGGUGUUGGAGAAGGAGUUGGAGUAGGGAGGGGCUGCGAGGAGGGGAGUCUUGGUGGGGAGUGUAAAAGGGAAUAGUCAGUUUAGGCGUCAGAGUGAGGCUUUGCCUGUAGUUAUGUCUGGGCUAGAGAAAAGCAGUAGAAAUAUGUUAUUUGUUCUCCUCACUUAGUCGCACUUGAUUCCUGUGAAUAACCAUGAACUUCU
Molecule: messenger RNA, 2227 nt
Organism: Pseudogymnoascus verrucosus
Lineage: Eukaryota; Fungi; Ascomycota; Leotiomycetes; Thelebolales; Thelebolaceae
Gene: UAP1
Product: UDP-N-acetylglucosamine pyrophosphorylase
Exons: 1
Coding region: 519-2051 (510 amino acids)
Biological process (GO): UDP-N-acetylglucosamine biosynthetic process
Molecular function (GO): UDP-N-acetylglucosamine diphosphorylase activity
Source: RefSeq, a predicted model, not a curated record